AUGGACGCCAAGAAGCGCAAGUCGUUCGUAACGUCGACUGGGCGCUCGUCCGACACGGAGAGCGAGUGCUCCGCCGCGCCGGCGUCGCAGCUGCCACGAGGACCCGACGAGCUGCACGAAGAGGUUGUCGCCGACAAUGGCCUGUCGUCUGCCGACGCCAAGAAGCAGCGAGUCGCUGCCCCUUGUGGGACGCCGGACAAGCCACCGGUGGACUCAGAUGCGUUGUGUGGUUCCAGACCCCUCUCGGUGCUGAGCGGGACGGAUGCGCUGCAAGUCGUUGGUGGUGGUGAAGGGACUGCCAUGAAAGUCGAAGCGCCAGUGACGCUGUUACCGGUCGUCGCAGCAGCUGCUACUGCGACUGGUACUGCGACAGGUAGUGGUCUUGACGCGCGCCCGCGAAAAGGCCGUCGCGUGCGCAAGACGAACCUCGAGAAGAUGGAGAUUUUGGCGUUUGUUGACCGGGGCGGAUCGCAAGGCGCAGCCGCGGAGAAGUUUGGCGUGUCGCGGACGGCCGUGACCAAGAUGGUGAAAGAACGGGCCGCGAUCUCGGCCCAAGCGCUCGUGGAGAGCGUGACGAGCUCGCGCAAAGUGCUGCAGUACCAGCACAAACUCAGUGUGAUUGAAGACAUGCUGCACAAGUGGCAGAUGCAGACCGAGGUGGACGCCCCUGCGCUCAAGAUCACGGGCGAGCUGUUGCAGUCGAAAGCCAUGGAGUUUCGCAACAAGAUCUUGGCCGAUUACAGCAGUGAACUGACGGACGAAGUGGUCAUAUCGCUCACGGACUUUAAAGCGUCGAAUGGAUGGCUGCAUCGGUACAUGCAGCGACGUAGCAUGCGGUCGCUGUCGCGAUUGCAGGGCCAGGCGGGAGGCGCACUGCUGUCAACGGAUCGACUGAACCACGAUCAACGUAUUCAGAAAGUCCGUGACUUGCUCUUGACGGUCAGUCCAACGUGUAUAUGGAAUCUGGACGAAGUGGCGCUGCGCCAUCGCACGACGUCGGCCAGACUGGACUCGAUUGUCAAUAUGGACGCACGUAGCCUUGAGCGCAUCUCAGUUGCUAUGGCAUUGAGCGCAUCUGGGGAAAAGCUUUUCUUGCAAGUUGUUGGAAAAGACCCACUUCCAGACUCGUUGAAGGACGUGAACGCGUUGAUGAGCUACGGUGUCCAGUACCGUGACCAUUGCCAAGCUGCACACGAUGCGCAAGCGGUACUCGACUUCAUCCACGCGAUGAACCAAGAAGCAGCAACCCGAAAGCAGGUGUGGUAUUUGGUGCUGGACAGCUGCACCGCACACAUAGCUGCUGCGCACGCGCUCAACCCGUCCGGCUCGUUUCGAAAUAGCUUCAGCUUUGAGUCCAUUGUGCUACUCUUCGUACCCCCUAGCCCGUCGCGUGAUGCUCAGCCUCUUCACCAAGGUAUCGUGAAGUCGUUUAAGCUACGCUACCGUCGUGAGAUGCUGCAGACAUUGCUUCAGGAGCACAAGCUGUGGGAAGAAGCUAUUGCAAGUGGUCAACGCGGGCACAAGUCAACGCCAGGUGAAGCAUCGGCUGUCGAUGAUGUCUUUGAUGUUCACGCGUACACGCACAUGCGGAACACGUUGAUGUGGCUCCAUGUAGCGUGGGAGUCGAUACCGCAGUCGUCCAUUCGACAGGCGUGGUCUACAAGUUUGUACUUGCCCGCGGCUGUUCCUGGGGACAGUGAGUCCUCGGCAUCACUGUCUGAAGAAAGUGAAGUUAUGAUGUUUACGGAACUGCUAGCUCAGCUAGCAAAAGUGCCAGCGCUUCAAAGGGCAUUGGGACUCGAUUGUACAGACGACCCCGGUCAGUUUAUGAUGGAGCUGCUCGAUUUCGACAAGUCUGAAACCACUGGCACGGAUGAAGUUGCCAAAGAUAACGAGAUUGUAGUCGAAAGCUUGGCUUCUCAAGGACUUCUUGGCGACACGCAACGGGCAUUGGUGCUAGAGGGCAUGAAGAGCGAUGAUCCGCCUUUCCUCACGGCAAGUGAGGCUCACGUGACAGUAUCACGGUUAUUGCACUUUAUCCAAGACAACAACAAUCUGUUGACUAUGUCCGAGCGGCGAACCGGACGCACGAAUCUCUUGAUGUUGCAACGAUUGCUGGUAAAAGCCCGAAAGAGGGAACACGAAAGGGGAGCAACUACCGACUUUACUGUAUAA
Messenger RNA from Hyaloperonospora brassicae, 2175 nucleotides. NCBI's taxonomy places the organism in Eukaryota, Oomycota, Peronosporomycetes, Peronosporales, Peronosporaceae. The record is from the annotation of a GenBank genome assembly.